AUGUACGAGACAUCCAAUAUGAAGAAAUCAGAACGAACUCAUCAAUUUAUUUUAAUGGACUUCGAGUUCACAGCAAUUGACAGUACCACUAUCGUUUUAAUAUCCGGUGCAAUUUCAAAUAGUUCGUAUCAUUUUAAAACCAUUAAAUUGGAGGGAAAACCUCUUUUACUAGCCUUAAAUCAAAAUGUUAGACAAUUGAAUAAUCAAGAAUUAAGGAAAACAAUUUCAGUUAUCAAGCUGUAUUCAAAACAAGAGUUACAAGUUGCAUUAUUGAAACAAUUACAUAACAGCCUUAGCACCAAUACAGACAAUUUAAACGCUGAAUUUAUUAAACGUUAUUUAGCAUAUAACAAUAAAAUAACGAUAAUCGUGUUAUGGAAUGGGUCCACAGAUAUGGAUAUUUUAGAGAGAUUACAAAUUUAUAACUAUAAUUUAUUAAAUAUGACAUGUUUGGACGUAUCAAAUAAUCAACAUUUUUACAUACAAUUAAUUACAAUGAGAGAUAAACGGAUCAUAUACGAGUACAGUUUAGGAACGUAUAAUAAACAAGGACGGAUGUUGAAUCUAGUAGAAACACAUACAAUGAUAUGUUCAAAACAACACAAAGGAUUGUACCCCCACGAUCCUUACUACGACUUAGAAUUAACGAAAUGUAUUUUCAAUAAAAUGGUCAAACAAUUUCAGUAUAAGAAUCUAGUGGAACAUUUUUAA
Messenger RNA from Rhopalosiphum maidis (corn leaf aphid), 711 nucleotides. RefSeq lists its product as uncharacterized. Lineage: Eukaryota; Metazoa; Arthropoda; Insecta; Hemiptera; Aphididae. The record is from RefSeq and is a predicted model, not a curated record. The transcript has 2 exons. Bases 1 to 711 code for a protein of 236 amino acids.